AUGAAGAGCAAAAACAAGAAGUUAUCAGCUUAAGAUGGAAAAUUUAUUUAUGAGGGUGAUAUAGUUACAGAUGAUAAGUCAAAAUAGAUGUUAUAUGAUGGAUAAGGAUAUCUAUUUAAUACUGAGACCAAGUGUUUUUUCAAAGGGACAUGGAAAAGGGGGGAGAAAGUUUGCGGAAUUGAAACUUUCCCCAAUGGCGAUGUUUACGAAGGUUAAUACAAAGAUGGAGUGUUUCAUGGGCGAGGAUUGAUUUAUAAUAAUGUGCAACUCUACCCUGAUAAAAAAGGUUAAUACCUCUAUGAUGGGUAAUUUGAGCAGGGGUAAAAACAUGGCUUUGGUAAAGAACAAUACUUCACAGGGGGACGUUACGAAGGCUAAUUCAAGUGCAAUUAGAAGCAUGGCCCUGGUAAAUUAGUGUUUUCUGAUGGAUCCUAUUUUGUUGGUGAUUUUCAAAGAGGAUUACCUAAUGGGUUCGGAGUCCAUGUCGCUUAUUCUAAGGAUAGAAUAGUGUCCACAUUCCCUCCACCUUCCAAUAUAUAAGAGAGACUGGAAUCAGAGGCGAGGGAGGAGAUCUAGGAGCAGGAAUAAGAGAAAGAGAAAUCAGAAUAUUUAUACGAAGGGGAGUUUGUUGAUGGAUACAAACAUGGGUUAGGGAGAUUGUAUUAUCCAAGUGGGUCCUAUUUCUAUGCCUAUUGGGAGUAUAAUAAACCCGCUCGUGAUUUUAUUGAGUAUAUUGCUGAAGGGCAUAAAUGGAGGAUUCUUAAUGUCAAAUAGUUGCAGACUGACUAGAGCAUUAACUUCUUCAAGAUCAUCAGAGAUAACAAAUCCUCCUGGAUUGAGAAGUAUCCCAUUAAGGGCAACAGUUACCCUCCUGCUGAAUUGGAUGGAUAUAAAGUUCUUAUUGAUGAGAAAGGAUUGAAGCGAGAAGAUUUCGAAGAUCCAGAAUUCGACUACUCUGAGCAAUCGUUUAGCAUCAAGGAUGAAAACGACUAGCCAGUUGUUGCACCUAUUGAGUUUGAGAGAAUAUUUGCAUCAAAAUACUUCAAGAAGAAGGAAUUCAAACUCUUCACUAAAGAUAUACAGCCUGGAUAUCUGCAAUACUCAGAAUAAUAUUGUUGUUAACAAUUGACAGUUGUCUUAAAUGCACUUACAUUCCAUUCCUACCUUUUAAAUAAAGUAUUUACUAGGAAAUAUGAAGCAGAAAUUGGAUUUUAUUUCAUUAAACUAUUUUUGAAGAAUGAAUGGAAGGAAUAUAUCAUAGAUGAUAAAAUACCUGUAUUUAAGUAUGAUAAAAUGCCCAUCUUCUCCAAUUCCUAGGAACCAGAAUUGGCAUGGGUGAUCUUAUUCAAAGCAUUUGCAAAGUACAAUUAAUCCUUCCAAUAUUUUACGAAUGAUAAACUAACUAGAGCUGUUGAAUAUUUAACACUGCUGACAGGUAUGCCAACUGUGUAAUUCUCAAUCCCCAAUAAUUUUGGGGAAAAUCAAGAAUAUUCAGAUUAACAAAAAAAAAUAUGGAAAACCAUGUCAUAGAAAUAUUAAAGCACCAAAGUCAGGAUUUGUUAUUUAUACAAGGAGAUGGAAGAAAGAUUAAAAUUACCCAGAAAUACAGCCUAUCAAAUUGUGGAUAUGCAAGAGUCUUCUUUGGGGAAGAGAGAUGAAUCAUAUUUUCUGCUGAUUCUGGCAUCACAUUAGAAGCUCUCUUUGAAAUAAGAUAUAACCAAUUAAACUUCAUAGGCUAGAUACAAAUUAUAGGAAAGAAAUCCUUAAGCUAGAGGCAACGAAGCCUACUUCUUAAUGGAAUACAAAGAUUUUAUCAAGCAUUUUCAGUAUGUCAUCAUGCUUUGCGCCACAAGAUACCCAAUAUAGAAUUAAUAACUGAUAGAGCCUGAAGAAAAAGAUAAACAUAAUCAAGAACUAAGAUUUUUUUGCAGAUUUAGAACAAAUUUGACCCAAGAUUGUUUAAUAUGUGUCACUUAAGAUCACUAAGACAAACAGGAAGAAUAUGUUGUUUAGGAAAAAACAUUUCCUGUAAGAAUUGUGCUUGCAAAAGAAAAGGACUUAUUCACAAAUAAGAAUUAAGUUAAGAAAAAGAUUGUAUCAAGAUGGACAGAGUAAGUAAGUCUUUCAAAACAAGAAAGAGAUAAAGAUAAAAAGGAAGAUACUACCAAAGCUGAAAUGAAAUACACUUCCUUAUUUGACUAAAACGCUGAUAAAAAGUAGAUUAACCCAUACAAAUACUGUUUUGGAAAAGGUUAGUCUUCAGGUAAGAUGCUAUUUAAGGAUGCCUCUCUAGAAAGCGGAGCUUAUGUAUUGUUUGUCUAGGUUGAAACAGGGGAUAGCAAAGAAUAGUUCGAUUUAAAAAAAAUGAAGUUUUGGAUCACUAUCCAUAGUCAGAAACUCAUCCAAAUACAAAGGCUUGAUUAACAGAUUCUAGAUUUCUAAAAAUUAGUGUAUGAGAGUGCUAUUGCAAUUGCUGAUAAGCAUUCCUAAGACACUAAUAAAUUUAAAUACUUUCACAAAGGAGAUCUGAGUGAGUAGGAAAAUGGAAGUAGUGAUCUUGUAAUUACCCAAUACUUUAUUAAGAAAGAAGGAACGUAUUUACAGCAUUUGCAUAAUAAGAGUUCGAAUAAGAUUUGGAGAUAGAAGUUGUAUUUCAAGUUGGAUAACAUGUAGAUUAUUGAUCACAGAGAAUCUUAGAAGUUGGACAUCUGUUUAUCCAAAAAAUAGACAGCUUUAAUCAUAAUUUAAUAAGUGGGAGCAAAGAAAUACAAUUUAGAAGGAGGAGAAGGAAUUUGUAUUGUGGAUUUAUUGCAUGAUGAGUUGGCAGAGGAGGAAUAGGAAGUCAAAAAUAACGAGACUGCAACAUUUCAAGAGGAUAAUUAGCAGAUCUUCCAAUAGACUACAUCGAAACCUAAAUUUGGGAGUUUAUUUUUUAAAAGCUGA
This is a messenger RNA of Paramecium tetraurelia, 2943 nucleotides long. RefSeq lists its product as uncharacterized. Gene Ontology annotation, molecular function: calcium-dependent cysteine-type endopeptidase activity. The transcript is spliced from 5 exons. The record is from RefSeq and is a predicted model, not a curated record. Gene Ontology annotation, biological process: proteolysis. Lineage: Eukaryota; Ciliophora; Oligohymenophorea; Peniculida; Parameciidae.